UUUCGCAGUGCCGGUUCUUGACCUCGAUGCGCUCGUUUCCCCAGGCUUUUGCGCCCAAUCGCAUGCCCACAGUCCGCCAGGCUACUAGAGACAUUAGAGGUGAAAUGAGCCCCUAAGAGGUAUCGCUAAGUGUCCUUAGAUGAACGCUAACGCCUAGUGCGAUAAGCGACAUCACCUCCACUCAAGUCGCAGUUGCUCAACGCGACUCACCCUCACACCUCUCAUCUUUCGGGACCACGGCCUCCUUCUCAACGCGGGUUUCCCGACUUCAAAAAGCCAUGGAAAGGAGUGUGAGCAGUCGCGACCAAUCUGGCGACGAUCCGAAUUCCACUUUCGCCGCUCCCGGACCAUCACAUUUCGAUCCAUCUUCAUACUCGUUCCCCAUCGAUACUCAGCUCACCAUGGAGUCGAACUAUGCAUUGCAGCCUUUUGCGCGUCAACUUGGAGAAGCUGCAUCUUCUGUCGAGCAUGCAGCGGCUCAAUUGACCAACCUUCCCGCCGCAUCAAAUGGCGGAGCCUCCGGUACCACUACUGAUCCCGCCAUGGCGCCGCCGCAGACUUCGGGUCAAGUGUCCUUCAUGCCUACUCCGACACGCAGAAGCGUGGACGACUCUUCGGACCCUGCGCACACGCCCCAGACAGGAGACAAGAGGAAAAGAUCUAAGACGUCAAGAGCCUGUGAUGAAUGUCGACGGAAGAAGGUGCGAUGCGACGCUCCAACAGAGAUGGAUGGGACACCUAAAACAUGCACCAACUGCCAGAAGGCGGGCGUGGCGUGCGACUUCGAGCGCAAACCGAUGAAACGGGGACCGUCGAAAGGUUAUAUCAAAGAACUGGCGGAACGUGUUCAACAAGUCGAACAUGUGCAAAAGCAAGCGCUUCGACAAUCAUUAGAUGCAGGUUCCUUGGCCGGAUACGCUGAGACCUUUUCUCCCGAUGAUUCUGCCUCAGCUAGCAGACGCCAUUUCUCCUUUCCAGAUCCUCGCAACCCUUUUGCCCCGAUCGAUUUUCAACGUGACAGGAUACCAAGUACCGGCGCCUGGGGGCCGUCUGGGGUGCGACCGCGCGACAACGGCAGUCUGGCAAUUGCGCCCGAUCAAUUUAUACCCGCCUCGGCUUCAGGUCGUGACGCUCUCAAGCAUUCCGAGACCGUCAAACCUUUCUGGACGGAGCUUGAACCUUCACCACCGCCCAGCCGUCCACGAUCGGACGAUCCUUAUGCAAAUCUCGAGCCGCUUGUAGUGGAUCGUUUACACCUGAGCAAUUACUUCAAGCAUGUGCAUUCUUUGUUUGCGCUCCUCCCAGAGGCCGAGGUGGUCACUCGAGUGGCCCAUGGCUCACCUGCAGGUCUUCAACACGCUUUCGCAGAUGUCAUCGCAUUGCUUCCUGGGUCCACUAGCCCCGCUGUUCUCAACGGCAAUCAUGCAGACAAUUCUGCUGCCAGGAACGACGCGAUGACUCAACUUCCGAAGUCUGAUUUGCCUUCUAAAACAUUCGAGAAUUCGGAAGAGUUGACAAGCUACAUCGUGAAGCGAGCGGAGGCAUUCACAAGCACGGGCUGGGACCGUGGAAGUCUUGUCCGCGUUUGGAUACUUUUGUUGCUGGCAGUACUCUAUGAGAACGAUGUGAUGCAUAUUCAAGGCUUGGACAUCACCAAAACUGAUCUGAUCAAUUCCAGCUUGCGGAUACUUGAGUCCAAGCGCGAGGAGGAUGCAGCCAAUUACUCACCAGACCUGGACAAAUCUCAGUUCGAUCACAUCUGCCGACAAGCUUUCAACUGUGCUUGUCUCUUAUCCAAACUGCAUGCUCUCAGUUUGGGCACGAGCAGCCGAGAGUUUUCAACCAGCGAUGACCCGAACAGUGGAGCUAUGGUUGGGUAUGCUGAUAUUGCGAAUGUGCCUUCAGGAGCAGGAUUUCUGACACAUGCGUCCAACACCAUCGCUAUGGCCUCCUGUCUGCUUCACAUUGACCCUUGUAGCCCAGUUGGGGCUCAAGUCAAAAGGAUACUCACUUUCACUCUUUUCGAGGAUACCUUGAAAAAGUACCCACCGCUGGAUUUGCAAUCACCGAUCGUGCAACAAACGAAGCUUUUCUUGGAUCUCCUGAUGUCUCGCCACCCAGACAACGAGUAUAGCGCCAUGACUGUCCUGAUGAAGGCGUCACAAUUGACGGACUUUUUGGUUGGCGAUCCGCGGUCUUCCAUGUAUUACAAUCCCGUGGACAUGCACGCCUGGUCGCUGGCAACGAUCACAUGCUGCGAAUUCGCGAUGCAUGCUCGUGAGGAGACGUACACUAAGCCGGCAGUGGAGAAUUUGGGUCGGCUAAGGACUGCGCUCCAGAAAAGAUUGGAAGCUUUCCACCAAAGCUAUGGCUACUCCACGUUCUGGGCUCCCGCGGGGGGCGCGACAGAUGAGUAUAGAAUGUCACAUUGGGCAGACUGCUUGCUCAAUAUGAUUGAUGAUGUUAGAGUGAGAGCUGCCACCAGGGAAGAGGGUGGUGGUGACAGUGCCGGCGACAACGCGGCAGUGCUUCCUAACCUGUCUUUGCUGCUAGCAGAGGGGUGGUUCCGAGUGCUUUACCAUUAUCGACAAAGAAUCGAGGGUCAGGUUUGAAUGUCUCAUGGCGAACUACGUUGGUCGCGUGUUACAGAACACCUGAGCAGGUUGGUGUGCUCCAGACUUUGGAGAGUGGACGCUGUCACAAGAACCGAUAUGAGCGAUGCACUAUUCGAAUUACGCCCGGACGAUGAUGUAUGUAAGAAUAAGCUGUGGUCACAAUGUAUCAUAUCAAUAAGGUGUGUUGAGAUUGUUGUUGUCUGCAAGGUCCAAGCCCGUUCUACGACAACCGGACAGAACCGGUGCGCAUCGAGACUAUGUGUUCUGCCG
This is a messenger RNA of Exophiala viscosa, 2885 nucleotides long. RefSeq lists its product as uncharacterized. The transcript has 3 exons. Gene Ontology annotation, biological process: regulation of DNA-templated transcription. Lineage: Eukaryota; Fungi; Ascomycota; Eurotiomycetes; Chaetothyriales; Herpotrichiellaceae. The record is from RefSeq and is a predicted model, not a curated record. Gene Ontology annotation, molecular function: DNA-binding transcription factor activity, RNA polymerase II-specific; zinc ion binding. The coding region runs from base 279 to 2612 and encodes 777 amino acids.